This is a messenger RNA of Notothenia coriiceps (black rockcod), 1487 nucleotides long. RefSeq names its product TAF6 RNA polymerase II, TATA box binding protein (TBP)-associated factor (gene taf6). The annotation marks the transcript as partial. Lineage: Eukaryota; Metazoa; Chordata; Actinopteri; Perciformes; Nototheniidae. Gene Ontology annotation, biological process: RNA polymerase II preinitiation complex assembly; transcription initiation at RNA polymerase II promoter. Gene Ontology annotation, molecular function: transcription coactivator activity; protein heterodimerization activity; RNA polymerase II general transcription initiation factor activity. The transcript has 12 exons. The record is from RefSeq and is a predicted model, not a curated record. Gene Ontology annotation, cellular component: transcription factor TFIID complex; SAGA complex; SLIK (SAGA-like) complex.
GAACGUGACUCAAAAUGGCGAUGGAACAUAAGCGCUAAUUCACGAGCGGUGGUCCCAGCUCCAAUUCGUAAAUGAGUUAGUUAUUUAUAUCAAGAGAUGGAUAUUCAUCGAGAAAAAUUAGCUUUGCGAAGAAAAUAUUAUUUCAAAUCUUAACAUUGCCUGGUUUUAUUCGUGUACAUUCCUGCUUAAAUUCAGAAGGGAGAGGACAACUUCACACAGCCAUGGCGGAGGAACGUCGGCCGAAGCAGUGCACGGUCACGGUGCCCACAGAGUCCAUGAAGGCCAUGGCAGAGUCUGUGGGAGUGGGGCAGCUGCAGGAGGAAAGCUGCGCGGCCCUGAGUGAAGAAGUCAGCUACAGAAUAAAGGAAAUUGCACAGGAUGCGCUCAAAUUCAUGCAUCAUGGAAAGAGACGUAAAUUAACCACCAGUGACAUAGAUAAUGCUCUCAAACUAAAAAACGUGGAGCCGCUGUACGGGUUCCAGACCCAAGAGUUUAUUCCUUUUCGCUUUGCAAGCGGUGGUGGGAGAGAGCUUCAUUUCUAUGAGGAAAAGGAAGUCGACCUCAGUGACAUUAUUAACACGCCGCUGCCCAGAGUUCCCCUAGAUGUGUCGCUCAAAGCCCACUGGUUAAGCAUCGAGGGGGUGCAACCUUCUAUUCCAGAAAAUCCACCACCAGCACCAAAAGAGCAACAAAAGGUUGAAUCGACAGAGCCGCUCAAAGUGGUCAAACCUGGCCAGGAGGAAGAGGGCACGAUUCAUGGCAAGGGGAUGACAGCUGCUGAUGGCAAAGGAAAGGAUAAGGGUCUAAUAAGGCUGAAGCCUCGCAGCACCCAUGAGCUCUCUGUGGAACAGCAGCUCUACUACAAGGAAAUCACAGAAGCUUGUGUUGGCUCCUGUGAAGCCAAGAGAGCUGAGGCUUUACAGAGCAUUGCUACAGAUCCUGGACUGUAUCAGAUGCUUCCAAGAUUCAGCACAUUUAUCUCUGAAGGAGUCCGUGUCAAUGUGGUGCAAAACAACCUGGCUCUGCUCAUCUAUCUCAUGCGGAUGGUCAAAGCUCUCAUGGACAACCCCACGCUGUAUUUGGAGAAAUACCUGCAUGAGCUCAUCCCAGCUGUGGUGACGUGUAUUGUGAGUAAGCAGCUGUGUUUGCGACCAGAUGUGGACAACCACUGGGCUCUACGAGACUUCGCCGCUCGCCUCAUGGCCCAGAGUUGUAAAACCUUCAGCACAACAACCAACAACAUCCAGUCCCGAAUCACCAAGACUUUUACGAAGAGUUGGCUGGAUGACAAAACCCAGUGGACGACACGUUACGGCUGCAUCGCUGGACUGGCUGAACUCGGGCCGGAUGUCAUCAAGACGUUGAUCCUUCCUCGGCUUACUGUAGAGGGUGCUCGCAUCAAAGCUGUGAUGGAAGGACCGGUGGUCUCUAAUAUUGAUAAAAUAGGAGCUGACCACGUUCAAAGCCUCUUACUGGUAAUAAAAUGU